This is a messenger RNA of Mytilus trossulus (common blue mussel), 5428 nucleotides long. RefSeq lists its product as uncharacterized. The transcript has 14 exons. Gene Ontology annotation, molecular function: transmembrane transporter activity; DNA binding. Gene Ontology annotation, biological process: DNA recombination; transmembrane transport; DNA integration. The record is from RefSeq and is a predicted model, not a curated record. NCBI's taxonomy places the organism in Eukaryota, Metazoa, Mollusca, Bivalvia, Mytilida, Mytilidae. Bases 1 to 5382 code for a protein of 1793 amino acids.
AUGUCAUAUACAUUGCUUUCUUUUGCAGGUGCAUUGAAAAAAAGACCAAAAAGCACUUUUGAUUUUAUCACAGAUAUAAAUUGGGCCUGCAAUAAAAAGCAUGAAAUUAGCACUGAGCUUCCUAUAACAGUUGGAGAAGAUACACAUGUUAGGGAUAUUCAAGAACAGAGAUCUGUACACAACACUGAGCUUCCUAUAACAAGUGGAGAAGAUACACAUGUUAGGGAUAUUCAAGAACAGAGAUCUGUACACAACACUGAGCUUCCUAUAACAAGUGGAGAAGAUACACAUGUUAGGGAUAUUCAAGAACAGAGAUCUGUACACAACACUGAGCUUCCUAUAACAAGUGGAGAAGAUACACAUGUUAGGGAUAUUCAAGAACAGAGAUCUGUACACAACACUGAGCUUCCUAUAACAGUUGGAGAAGAUACACAUGUUAGGGAUAUUCAAGAACAGAGAUCUGUACACAACACUGAGCUUCCUAUAACAGUUGGAGAAGAUACACAUGUUAGGGAUAUUCAAGAACAGAGAUCUGUACACAACACUGAGCUUCCUAUAACAGUUGGAGAAGAUACACAUGUUAGGGAUAUUCAAGAACAGAGAUCUGUACACAACACUGAGCUUCCUAUAACAAGUGGAGAAGAUACACAUGUUAGGGAUAUUCAAGAACAGAGAUCUGUACACAACACUGAGCUUCCUAUAACAGUUGGAGAAGAUACACAUGUUAGGGAUAUUCAAGAACAGAGAUCUGUACACAACACUGAGCUUCCUAUAACAGUUGGAGAAGAUACACAUGUUAGGGAUAUUCAAGAACAGAGAUCUGUACACAACACUGAGCUUCCUAUAACAGUUCAUGCAGUUGGAGAAGAUACACAUGUUAGGGAUAUUCAAGAACAGAGAUCUGUACACAACACUGAGCUUCCUAUAACAGUUGGAGAAGAUACACAUGUUAGGGAUAUUCAAGAACAGAGAUCUGUACACAACACUGAGCUUCCUAUAACAGUUGGAGAAGAUACACAUGUUAGGGAUAUUCAAGAACAGAGAUCUGAACACAACACUGAGCUUCCUAUAACAGUUGGAGAAGAUACACAUGUUAGGGAUAUUCAAGAACAGAGAUCUGUACACAACACUGAGCUUCCUAUAGCAAGUGGAGAAGAUACACAUGUUAGGGAUAUUCAAGAACAGAGAUCUGUACACAACACUGAGCUUCCUAUAACAGUUGGAGAAGAUACACAUGUUAGGGAUAUUCAAGAACAGAGAUCUGUACACAACACUGAGCUUCCUAUAACAGUUGGAGAAGAUACACAUGUUAGGGAUAUUCAAGAACAGAGAUCUGUACACAACACUGAGCUUCCUAUAACAGUUGGAGAAGAUACACAUGUUAGGGAUAUUCAAGAACAGAGAUCUGUACACAACACUGAGCUUCCUAUAACAGUUGGAGAAGAUACACAUGUUAGGGAUAUUCAAGAACAGAGAUCUGUACACAACACUGAGCUUCCUAUAACAAGUGGAGAAGAUACACAUGUUAGGGAUAUUCAAGAACAGAGAUCUGAACACAACACUGAGCUUCCUAUAACAAGUGGAGAAGAUACACAUGUUAGGGAUAUUCAAGAACAGAGAUCUGUACACAACACUGAGCUUCCUAUAACAGUUGGAGAAGAUACACAUGUUAGGGAUAUUCAAGAACAGAGAUCUGUACACAACACUGAGCUUCCUAUAACAGUUGGAGAAGAUACACAUGUUAGGGAUAUUCAAGAACAGAGAUCUGUACACAACACUGAGCUUCCUAUAACAGUUGGAGAAGAUACACAUGUUAGGGAUAUUCAAGAACAGAGAUCUGUACACAACACUGAGCUUCCUAUAACAAGUGGAGAAGAUACACAUGUUAGGGAUAUUCAAGAACAGAGAUCUGAACACAACACUGAGCUUCCUAUAACAGUUGGAGAAGAUACACAUGUUAGGGAUAUUCAAGAACAGAGAUCUGUACACAACACUGAGCUUCCUAUAACAAGUGGAGAAGAUACACAUGUUAGGGAUAUUCAAGAACAGAGAUCUGAACACAACACUGAGCUUCCUAAAGGGGGAAAUGUAUAUACCUUUUCUCUUGGAGAAAUGCAAAAUUUAGCCCAGCAGUGGACAAAGCAGACAGAAGAUGAAGAAUCUGAUACUCCUUCUUCUACUGUUGUUUUUAUUGAGGAACAAGAACAUGGUAUUUUUAAGUUUACAGAAAUCAAACAAAUAUCAAUGUUUAAAGGUGAAACCAAAGGACCAACAGAUGAUAAUCAUGAAGUGGUUUAUGAGGCAGAAGCUGUGAUAGAAACAGAAACUUUUGCAGAUGAUACUUUGAUUUUUCCAAAGGAUGAGAUACAGGAAAUCAUUGGACAUGAUGUCAUGGAUGUAGAAGAUGGGAAAAAAUGUAAAAAGAGAAGAUGGAAGAGAAUUAGGUACACAGAUUCUGAUAUGGAAGUUGAUCCUCCAGCUGAAGGUACAUGUAGUAUCAAAAGAACGAAAGUCAGUAAUGAGACAUGUGAGUUGGUUUAUGAUAUUGAUAACAACAGUGAUAACAACAGUGAUAACAACAGUGAUAACAACAGUGAUAACAACAGUGAUAACAACAGUGAUAACAACAGUGAUAACAACAGUGAGACAAGUGAACAAUAUCCUGUACUCCCAAAGCUGCAGUGCUCAGUUGGCAAAAUUGAGUUGAGUUCUGAGGAUUCUGAAGAUAUUGACGACUUAAUAGAUGAAGAUAUCAUUAUAAGAGAUGUUAAACACAAGGAACUAUACAUUACUGGUGUGAAAAAAAAUGAAUUUACUAAAACGGGUAAAAUGAAGAAAACAGAGAGGGUAUAUAAUUCCCACCACCCCUGUCCAUUUUGUGGCAUAAUGCAGACUAAUUUUUCCCACCAUAUAUUGUCUACUAAACAUAUGGAAGAACAAGAAGUUAAAGAAAUUAUGAAACUAGAUCUUUCAAACAGUAGUUCUGAGGAAAAAAAGAAAAUUAUGAAAGAUAGAAAAAGAAUGAUUGAUCUGUUAAGAUUAAAAGGAUGUCAUCAACAUAACAUGAAAGUCAAUCAAAGUAAAACCGGAGAAAUCAUAUUGGCCCGUAGAAUUUUAACGUCCGGAUCUUUUGACAUUGAAAAGUAUGGAGCGUGUCCAUCAUGUCUUGGGUGGUUUUUAAUGUCAAAUUUUCAAAGGCAUCAAUCAAAUUGUCCUGGUAAUUAUAGUAGAACGAAACAAAGUAAGGCUAGUUUGAUAACCCAGUCUCAGAUAAUAUCUAGAAGAAUUUCAGAUGAGGCUAGUCCUGCUUUAGUCAGAGAGGUUUUUAGUAUAAUGACCAUAGAUGAAGUCUCAAAGGUUGCAAAAAAUGACAAACUAAUUAUAUCAUUAGGAAAUCAAUGGAUGCUGUCUAACAUGGGCAAUCGUAUAAUGAGGAAAUACUAUACAUCUUCUGUGAUGAGAUUGGCAGCCAAGCUUCUGACUUCUUUAAGAAGCAUCACAGGUUUGAAGGAACAUUCAAUGGAGCAGUUCAUAGAAGCAAAAUAUUAUGAAUAUUUUGCCAAAGCUGCAUUGAUUUGUAGUAAACAAGUUGUAAAUGAUGAAGAAGAUUUGAAUAGCCCAAGCAAUGCAAUAAAACUUGGAUAUGACAUAAAACGUAUGGCUUCUGCAAAACUUGGUGAAGCUUUAGUGGAAGGUGAUGAUCUAAAGAAAUCCCAAGCAGAAAACUUUUUAACACUAGUGAAUAUGAGUUGGAGCUUGAAAGUGACAAAACUAGCAAGAAUGGUUCUAGCAGAAAGAAAUUUUAAUAUUAUUAAGCAACUUCCUCUACCUGAAGACAUUCAAAAAAUGGUUUCUUUUAUGGUGGAAGAGCUUAAUAAAUUGGACUUGCAGGAUGUUGCAUACAAGAUAUUUAGAAAGGCUGCUGUUCUUGCUUUAGCUAGGAUUACAUUGUAUAAUAGAAGAAGAUGUCAUGAAGUUCAAGCUUUAAAUUUAUCGGAUUACAGGAGGAGAAAAAGUACCCCAGAUGAAGUGGCUUUGCAAAUGAGCCAUGAGCUCACAGAGUUUGAAAAGGAGCUUCUUAACACGCAGGAGGUGGUAAUGAUUCGAGGGAAGGGUGGCAAGGCGGUUCCGGUUAUUAUCCCAAAGGAUGCUGUAAAUGUGUUGGAAUACCUGUCAAAUGACUCUAUUAGACUCAAAGUUGGAAUACCUCCUUCGAAAUAUUUGUUUGCUAAUUCCAAUGCAGGUGUUUUUAGGGGCUAUGAUGCCAUUGGUGCUGUAAAAAAGGAAGCAGGAUUAAAGUUGCCAAACCUUGUUAAAACGUCUAACAUGAGGAAGUAUAUGGCAACAAUGAUGCAGUCAUUGGACAUAACAGAAAACCAACGUCAAUGGAUCCUAGAUCACCUAGGACAUACUAUGGAUGUCCAUAGGGUCCAUUAUAGGCAAACAAGUGAUUUAAUAGAAAGGGUUCAUGUAUCAAAACUUUUGUUAAUCCAAGACUUUGGUAUGGUGAAAGAUUUUGUUGGCAAAAAAUUGGAGGAUAUUCAACUAGAAGAUAUUGUACCGCAAAAAAAAGACAUAUCAGCAGUAAGUGAAGAUGAUGCAGAUAUAGAUACACCAAACACAGGAAUUGAUAAUAUAGCAGAGGACUUUAUUCCAGAAUUGCAUGACGAUGAAGUUGAUGCUGAUUUCAGCAUUCCAAUUCAAGAACAUAGACCUGGUAUGAAUAUAAAAAGAAAUCUAGAAAAGACAAAGUUCAACGCCAAAAAUGGUCAGAGGAUGAUGAUAUCAUUUGGAUAUGGUUACUAUGCGAUAGCAUUUGGUGUGCAGCAGCUUUCUGGAAGUUUAUAUCUGAACAUGUUUCUUCUUAGUAUUGUAGAAGUUCCAUCACAGGUCAUAACUUAUUUCUUAAAUAAUUGCAUGGGAAGAAAAUGGACGACGUUUAUGUUUCUAGUCUUAGCAACGGUAUCAGGAACAGUUGUAGGUGUUGUGCAAAUGGUUGAUAUACCAGCGAAAGAUGGACUUAUCAACGGAUUUGCCAUGGCAACAAAGUUAUUCCUAGCAGCAGGAUGGUGCGCUUUAAUGUUGUUAACGACAGAAUCGUUUCCAACAGUAGUUAGAAACAUGGGUUAUGGUAUACAAAACUCAGUAACUCGAGUAGGAAGCAUGGUGGCUCCACAAAUCGUAUAUCUAAGUCAGCACAUAGAUGGGUUGAUGUACUUUCUAGUAGGAGCACUUAUGUUCCUGUCUGCCAUCUGUUUACUUGGCAUUCCAGAGACAAGAAAUAAAACUCUAAGCGAUACGAUCGAGGACAAGAAACACAAACAAUAUCAGGAGCACAAACAAGAGGAAAAAUCUAAAGACUUGGUUUUAAGUGAACGCUAAUGUCAUUUAAAAUUCAAGUUUCAUAUUAAAUUCGUUGUACGAUGAA